This is a messenger RNA of Myotis myotis, 4533 nucleotides long. It is a transcript of the gene ST14, whose product is annotated as ST14 transmembrane serine protease matriptase. Gene Ontology annotation, biological process: proteolysis. The coding region runs from base 1567 to 4050 and encodes 827 amino acids. Lineage: Eukaryota; Metazoa; Chordata; Mammalia; Chiroptera; Vespertilionidae. Gene Ontology annotation, cellular component: membrane. The transcript has 19 exons. The record is from RefSeq and is a predicted model, not a curated record. Gene Ontology annotation, molecular function: serine-type endopeptidase activity; protein binding.
CCCGCAACCCAGGCCUGUGCCCUUGACCGAGAAUUGAACCGUGACCUCCUGGCUCCUAGAUCCACGCUCAACCACUGAGUCAUGCUGGCCGGGCAGUUAGGGUUAUUUUUGCCAUUUAUUAAUGUCAACACUCACUAGGUGCUUUUCUCCCGUGAGGCCCACACUCUGAACGACCAGUGAUAAGUGUAGCUCUGGAUUCACUGGUCCUAGGGCCAGUGGGAGCGUGGGCCCCAGAGAGUUGGGAACUGGUGGCUGGCCUGCCAGCGUGUGCUUGGGAGCCGGGAGAGGUGCCUCUGGGGUGGGAGGAUUGUUUGGUUGACUUGGACACGGUUUUGUUUGCUUAGUAUUGAGCUUUCAUCCCUGGUUAGUUUCUUACUUAAUGGGAGUCAGGGACGACAGGGGUCUUUCUUCUGUCAAAAAUAGCUUUUGUACAUCAGUUUAUUAGGACAACCACUGGUCUUGGGGAGGAGAUGAGUCGCUUAAAGCAACAGAAAACAGGAUACUGAAGGGCUGCUACAUGCUCCUGGAUUUCUGGACCAUCCCCUCUAUCCCGCUAAUAAGUUGAAUGGCAAUAAAUAAAUAAAUAAAUAAUAAAAAUAAGAAGUUGGAUGGGAAUGGCGAUCAUCUGACCCUGUCCCUGCAACCUGGCCCUUGGGUCGUCCCCCUUCAUCCCUCCAGAUUCUUCACUCUUCAUGUACCCCCCCAAGCUUUUCACGCCCACCUGCCCUCCAGGAAGUCAUUCUGAGCUGGCGUUGAGCCCUGCAGGGUGUCUGGGCCUGUGGCUGGCCGGUGGCCAUUGGCCUUUCUGUCUGUUUGUAGUAAGCAAGCAUCUGGCUUUUGUAUGUCCACAGCGCGGGGUUUUGUAUGUACACCUGCGAACGUGUUUACUUCUACAAAAGAGAGCAGGAAGAGGCAAAAGCAGGCACCCGCAUGCGUCCUCUCCCGCUGGCUCCGGGGCCCUGCAGAGCGAUUGUUGUGUGGAGGGAGAUGGUGUGUGUAGCCGAGCCGAGUGGAUGGAGCUCCCCGCCCCCUCCUCCACUCGCCUGCGUGGGAGGGCGUGGCUCUUGGCCUGGCUUUGCUGCUUUACUGACUUCCCUACCUUUGUGCCUUUGUACAGGUCACUCCCUCUCCGCCUCAGUUUCCUUAUCAAUAAAACCACUGGGUUAGGCAAAGUAAUCUCUAACAUGCCUAAAAAUGGAGCAGAGAGUAGGGUCAUAAAAGGAAGCAGUCUAAUUACUGAUUAAACAGCUUUUCUGGGCUGAGUGAAGCCCAGCGGUCACACUGCAGGGACCAGCAAGGCUCUGCCAUUGAGCCUGUCCCACGGCUGAUGGCCUUGCUCCCAGGCCAGGCCUGAGUCGCCCUGGGGUGCCUGUCCAUGGGGCUUGCUGUCCCUCUUCGCUGAAUACUUGCUUCCUGAGUUCUGGAAGCUGACCGCUCUGGGAGGCAGAGACCAGGACCACCUGGCUGCGUGAUCCUGCAAAGUCCUCAUUUCUCCCGGCCUUGUCUGUAGGACAGGGUGGUGGCACCACUCAUGAGCGAUUCCAGGAUUGUUGCGAGGCUCAAAGCAUGCAUGCCUUUGAGGAAGGCCUGGAGUUCCUGCCCGUCAACAACACCAAGAAGGUGGAGAAAGGAGGCCUCAGGCCCUGGGUGGUGCCCGUGGCUGCUGUGCUUGUGAUCCUCCUGGUUUCUCUCGUGGCUGGUUUCCUGGUGUGGCACUUCCAGUACCGGGACGUGCGGAUCCAGAAGGUCUUUAAUGGCUACCUGAGGGUCACAAACGAGAACUUUCUGGACGCCUAUGAGAACCCGAACUCCACUGAAUUUGUAGAGCUGGCCAGCAAAGUGAAGGAGGCGCUGAAGCAACUGUACAAUGAGAUCCCCGUCCUGCGGCCCUACUACAAGGAGUCGACAGUGACUGCCUUCAGCGAGGGCAGCGUCAUCGCCUACUACUGGUCGGAGUUCAGCAUCCCCAGCCACCUGGUGGAGGAGGCCGAGCGCAUCAUGGCCGAGGAGCGCGCUAUCCGCCUGCCGCCCCGCGCCCGCACCCUGAGCUCCUUCCUGCUGACCUCGGUGGUGGCCUUCCCCACUGACCCCAGAACAGUGCAGACGGCCCAGGACAACAGAUGCAAAUUCGCCCUGCAUGCCCGAUGGGGGGAACAGACUCGCUUCACCACGCCCGGCUUUCCCGACAGCCCCUACCCAGCCUUCGCCCGCUGCCAGUGGACCCUGCGGGGCGAUGCCCACUCCGUGCUGAGCCUCACCUUCCGAAGCUUUGAUGUCACGGCCUGUGACCCCAAUAGCAAUGACCUGGUCGUGGUGUAUGACACCCUGAGCCCCGUGGAACCCCGCACGGUGGCACAGCUGUGUGGCACCUACCCCCCCUCCUACAACCUGACCUUCAUCUCCUCCCAGAAUGUCCUGCUCGUCACGCUGAUAACCAACACGGAGCGGCGACACCCUGGCUUUGAAGCCGUGUUCUUCCAGAUGCCCAAGAUGAGCGGCUGUGGAGGCUACUUACAUGACACCCGCGGGACAUUUAGCAGCCCCUACUACCCGGGCCACUACCCUCCCAACAUCAACUGCACGUGGCAGAUCGAGGUGCCCCACAACCGAAACGUGAAGGUGUCCUUCAAAGUCUUCUACCUGUGGGAGCCCAAUGUGCCCACGGGCACGUGCCCCAAGGACUAUGUGGAGGUCAAUGGGGAGAAGUUCUGCGGAGAGAAGUCCCAGUUUGUGGUCGCCAGCAAGAGCAGCAGGAUCACGGUGCGCUUCCAUUCGGACCAGUCCUACACCGACACGGGCUUCCUGGCCGAGUACCUGUCCUAUGACUCCAGUGACCCGUGCCCGGGGAAGUUCAUGUGCAACACGGGGCGCUGCAUUGGAAACGAGCUGCGCUGCGAUGGCUGGGCCGACUGCGCCGACCACAGCGACGAGCUCGACUGCAAAUGCAACGCCACCUACCAGUUCACCUGCAAGAACAAGUUCUGCAAGCCCCUCUUCUGGGUGUGCGACACCGUGAACGACUGCGGGGACAACAGCGACGAGCUGGAGUGCAGUUGUCCAGAUAAGAACUUCAAGUGUGGCAACGGGAAAUGCAUCCCCGAGAGCCAGCGAUGUGAUGGGAAGGACAACUGUGGGGACGGGUCCGAUGAGGCCAAGUGCAGCGGCGGGACUGUCGUCGCCUGCACCAAACACACCUACCGCUGCCACAACGGGCUCUGCUUGAGCAAGGCCAACCCCGAGUGUGACGGGAAGAAGGACUGUAGCGACGGCUCGGAUGAGAAGAACUGCGACUGCGGGCUGCGGGCCUUCAGCAGGCAGUCCCGGGUGGUCGGAGGCAAGGAUGCAGAGGAAGGCGAGUGGCCCUGGCAGGUGAGCCUGCACGCGCUGGGCCAGGGCCACCUGUGCGGGGCCUCGCUCAUCUCCCCCAGCUGGAUGGUGUCCGCUGCACACUGCUUCGCUGAUGACCGAGGAUUCAAGUACUCCGACCACACCAUGUGGAAGGCCUACCUGGGCCUACAUGACCAGAGCAAGCGCAGCGCCUCGGGGGUGCAGGAGCGCGGCCUGAAGCGCAUCAUCAGCCACCCUUCCUUCAACGACUUCACCUUCGACUACGACAUCGCGCUGCUGGAGCUGGAGCGGCCGGUCGAGUACAGCAACACCGUGCGGCCCAUCUGCCUGCCCGACACCUCGCACGACUUCCCCACGGGCAAGGCCAUCUGGGUCACCGGCUGGGGCCACACCUACGAGGGAGGCACCGUCGUGUUGAUCCUGCAGAAGGGCGAGAUCCGCAUCAUCAACCAGACGACCUGCGAGAAGCUGUUGCCACAGCAGAUCACCCCGCGCAUGAUGUGCGUGGGCUACCUGAGCGGGGGCGUGGAUGCCUGCCAGGGCGAUUCCGGGGGCCCCCUGUCCAGCGUGGAGGCUGAUGGGCGGAUCUUCCAGGCCGGCGUGGUGAGCUGGGGCGAAGGCUGCGCUCAGAGGGACAAGCCUGGCGUGUACACCAGGCUCCCGAUUUUUCGGGACUGGAUCAAAGAGCAGACUGGGGUGUAGAGGCAGGGGCCAUCCACUGGUCACCCCAACGUGCACCCCUGCGGGCUGAGCACCGGAUUGCUACCUGCACCCCUGCCUCAGGCCCCCCACAGACUGAGCUGAAUCCCCAGGACUCUGGAGAUGGAGGACCAGCCAGCAGAGGCUCUCACCUCCCUCAAUCUCCAAAGUGGGGCUGGGAGGUGGGGAGAGGAGGAUGCCGGCGCUGACCUGGAGCGGAGGCCUGAGACUGCAGCCGGUCCCUCCAGCCCGAGGCAGCCGGGCCCGUCCCUGGUCAUCGGCUUCCUCGCCUCUGAUCCAGGCCCAGCCGCGAUGCUGCCCCGGAGUGGGGCUGGGCGCUGUGGCUCCUGGGGACGCUCUUCAGGAAGCCGGGCCCGGAGGACCCUGGACGAUAGACAGGUCUACAACGCGAACUGUUCUACCAGCUCCCAGCUGGGGUUCAGAGUGUGUUUGUGUGUUUGAGUAAAAUACUUUAUUUCUUUUUAA